Messenger RNA from Babesia microti strain RI, 726 nucleotides. RefSeq lists its product as hypothetical. Gene Ontology annotation, cellular component: nucleus. The record is from RefSeq and is a predicted model, not a curated record. Gene Ontology annotation, biological process: negative regulation of DNA-templated transcription. Lineage: Eukaryota; Apicomplexa; Aconoidasida; Piroplasmida; Babesiidae. Gene Ontology annotation, molecular function: RNA binding; metal ion binding. Bases 1 to 726 code for a protein of 241 amino acids. The transcript has a single exon.
AUGAUAAGUGGAAGUGAUAUAAAUUCACUAAUUUAUACCAGACCCCUAUCAAAUGGCGACGACAUUGGGUUCUUAACAGAAGCCCUUGUGUCAAAGGAACAUUACGGUAGUAAUUCUACCAGUGUUACUGUGAAGCGCAAGAAGAGAAGUGCGGAAGCAGCGAAUCGCCAUAGAAAAAGAUAUUUAGAAAUUCUACGUAGAAAAGAGCAAUUGGAGGCAAAUAAGCCCUUAUCAAAUCAUACUUAUAGUGAAGUUGUUGGGAAUCAAUUAUAUUUGAGUGACUCUCAGAAAAAGAACUUGAUUUGCAAAUACUACUAUCGCUAUGCAUCUUGUAUUCACGGGGAUAACUGCGCAUUUUCUCACGAUUGUACACCUCUAACUUCUAAGAAUUUGAAAUUAUGCAAAUUUUUUCUCCAAGGAGAAGGGAAGUGUAGUAAAAGUGCAGAAGAAUGUUGUUAUUCUCACGAUCCUUCCCUUUUUUUGUGUCGCUCAAAUGUAAUAAAUGGCACGUGCAUGAACAUCGGCAGGUGUAAAUUUAAACACUUAUCUCAGAGUAAUAUUGACGCAUUGGAUGAGGCGGAGAAGCUUAGAUUUUGUUACAACAACAAGCAAUUUCUGUUAAAUCUAAAAAACAACAUGGAUACAGACAAAGAGUUAAAUUUCCCAUGGUAUAUUAGAUGUGUUAUUCAACUAGAUAAGAGAGAUAUGCGAACAAAUUCUAUUUAA